This is a messenger RNA of Lucilia cuprina (Australian sheep blowfly), 1635 nucleotides long. Its product is annotated as reticulocyte-binding protein homolog 2a. Bases 217 to 1635 code for a protein of 472 amino acids. Lineage: Eukaryota; Metazoa; Arthropoda; Insecta; Diptera; Calliphoridae. The record is from RefSeq and is a predicted model, not a curated record. The transcript has a single exon.
AAACCAUUCGAACAAAGUCAGUCACACAAUUGCAGCAGUUACACGCAAAACUUUGCCAACAACGGAAGUCAAAUUUUAAUCAAAAAUUAUGUUUGCCAAACAAAAAAUAUCAAAUGGAUAAAAUUAAAUUAAUUUUGCAAAAGACACUUAUAGCAAAUAAAACUUAAACCACGAAAAAAAAUUUAAAUAAUCCAAAAAAAUACUUAUGCAACAAAAAUGAGGUAUUUAGAGUGGUUAGUCCAACUUUGCUUUAUGUGGCAUGUUAUGAAAAUAAUCAAAACUCAUGGCGAGUUGUUGUCAAAAGAAACUAUAUUUCAAUUACAAAAAUAUCCUGCUGUGAAUAGAACUGAUGAGGAGGAUGAUGGCGAAAGCAAUGUUAUUAAAAAUAUUCCAAAAAUAUGUUACGAUAAUAACGCACAUGAUAAAACUGCUACACAAACUACAUACAGCAGUGGCAGCAAUAACACUGUUGAAUUAUUAUAUAUUUUUAAAACUAUUUUACAACAAUUACACAAAAGUGAAUGUGAACAAAUUGAGAGGAAGGAAGUGCAACGACGAGCAACCAAAGGUGACUUCCAGCCAAGAGAGGAAGAGCAGCCUGCAAGUCGAUAUGAAACAUUUAAUAUAUUGCAACAAUUGAAAUUGGAUGAACAGAAACAAAAGUGGCAAGAGCAGCAGCUGGAGAAACAACAGCAAUUAAAAUUACACUUGCAACAGCAGCAGAAUGCAUUGAAAUUGCAACAAAUCAUGCAGCAUCUCGAUGCUGAAAGUCUAGGCAAGGCGGGCAAAAAGAAAAAGAAGAAGAAAAAAAAGAAAAAACGUAAGAAGCGCAAGAAAAAACCCAAAGACAAGAAAAAGAAACGCAAGAAAAAGAAACAAAAACCCACACAUCAAACAUCCCUGCUGGCUCAUCCCGCUCACAUACUCUACGCCAGUCCCACACAAAAGCCACAUUAUUAUCACGACCACCACUACUACGAUCAACAUGUAACAACCACAACGAAAAAACCUUAUUUACAUCAUCCUCUGGUGCCGAUAAAAAAAAUCAAAUAUAUUCUACGUAAAAACACGAUAUUUAAGAAAAAGAAAAAGGAAUAUCUCAAUCACUUGAAACAUGUUCUCUAUCCGUUUGUCAAAUUCAUUGCAUUCUUUACCAUCAUCAAUCCUUUCACACUGGCCGUCUUUCUCUUUUCGCUUAUAUCUCCGGUAGUUUUUGGUUUCCUUGGUUUUAUCGGUUUAAGUUUCCUCAUCAAGCCCGCUCUGCACUUGCUGUUCGGUGUCAAACAAACAGUGAAUACAAUUAAACGUCAAAAAUUACAGCAGCUACGGAAAAGACAACGUUUGCGUGAUAGCCGUCGUCCCAUAACGAUACAUAAGCACUACUAUCAACAGAAACCAAUAGCACCACCCCACUCACAUCAUCAUCGUCAUCAUUCACCACCACCUGCAAAACCAAAAGGUCCUCCUCCACUUCAUCAACAUCAUUCUCAUCGCCUUGGAAAUCGUCAUCAUCAUCAUCCACGACAAAUAAAAACAUUUAAUCCACUAUUGCCUGAUGUAAGAGAGAAAUUAAAAAAGGACACACACUUCAUACCAGAUUUCAAAGGAUACAAAGAGCCAUUCGAAUUGAUUUAA